CCUAUCCAUGACCAAAAGGGCAAAAAUCCCUCCCUAUAAAACCUCUUCAAUUUUUCUUUUUUUUGUCACUAACAAUUUCAGACCUUUAAUCUCACUAUAUUUGAUCCACUCCAAGAAAAUUAAAUAGACAAAUAAAAAAAAAAAAAAAAAAAACUUAGAUUCCAACAAAAAUCAUGUGUUCAACCGCCGCAGUUGUUUCAGCCGCCGCCGAUAAGGGCGGAGGAGGAACUCCGAUCACGGAUAUCCACACAGACGUCAUUCGAACCCACAUCCUGAACAGACUCGACGGCCCGACGCUCGCCGCCGCCAGCUGCGCCUCCCAGCAGCUCCUCUCCCUCUGCAACGAAGACCAUUUGUGGAAGGACAUUUGCAACUCCACGUGGCCCUCCACCACCAACCCCGCCGUCGGCGACGCCAUCUCCGCCUUCCCCUCCGGCCACCGCUCCUUCUACUCUGACUCCUUCUCCUGCCUCGCCCGACAGCCGUCCGGCAAGGCAGGCGCCUACGGCGGUCAAGCGCCGGAGACGGCGGAAUUGAUCUCCGCCGUGGAUAUUUACUACGACGGCGAGCUGGUUUAUUCUAAGGUCGUCGGAACGGAGACGCUGUCCCUCUGGUACUUGGGCUCGCCUUUCAGGAUCGACCUCAUGGAACCGAAGGAAACGGUGGCGACGCCGCUCAUGUUCGACGGCGACGACGGCGCGUGCAUGGGACUCGCCGAGGAGCGGCUGAGGGUGAGCUGGAUCCUGAUCGAUCCGUCCAAGGGACGCGCGGUCAACGUCGCGAGCCUCAAGGCGGUCGAGGCGCGGCGGCACUGGCUCACGGAGGACAUACAUCUCCGGUUUGCCACGGUGGUGGACGGCGGCGGCGACGGGGAGGCGGUGCAGUUCGCCGUCGUGGUGACCUGCGGCGGGAAGGAAGGCCGGGAGCUGCAGGUGAGGGAGGUGAGCAUGCAGGCGGAGGAUUUGGAGGGAAAGAUUCUGACGGGGCUGGACACUCUGGAAAUUCUCGACGCCGCCAUGGUGGGGCCGCGGCGGAGAUGCGACGGCGAGACGGAGAAGGAAAUGUACCGCAAGUUCUUGAGGAUGAAGGUACAGAGUAGAGAGAGAAACCAGAAGAGAGAGAAGAGCCUCGAUAUGGUGUUCAUAACCGCCGGAGUUUCAAUUUUACUCGCUAUUUGGAUGUUUUUUCUAUCUAGAUGAAACUAGAUGGGUAAAAAGGUCAUUUUCAUUACACUUAGAAAAAACAUAGAUAUAUUAAUUAAAUGAUUUUUUUUUUUUAUUUUUUUUUAAUUCAGAUUGGUUUGUGAAGAUAAGAUUGAAACGGACCCAUUACCUAUAUGUUGGGUCACAUAUGUUUAAGAAUAUUAUCAAUUUGUCAAGUGGAUACAAUAUAAUAUAUUAUAUUCUUAAAUUCAUUUUUUCUAAUUUUGUAUAGUUGGCCGCCGUUGAGAUAAUGUCAAAUU
Molecule: messenger RNA, 1462 nt
Organism: Erythranthe guttata (spotted monkey flower)
Lineage: Eukaryota; Viridiplantae; Streptophyta; Magnoliopsida; Lamiales; Phrymaceae
Product: F-box protein At2g27310
Molecular function (GO): protein binding
Source: RefSeq, a predicted model, not a curated record